AUGGCCCCAGAUUCGACGAUCUGUGCGGCACGCAGCCACAUUUUCGAAUCCGUUUUCGCCCCCGCAUCUCCGGUCGACUUCAUAUCCGGACUCGCACCAACGAACAAGUCACCACAGAAGGGAUCAACAUCGGACAAGGGUACACGAAGCCGAGCAUGGCGCACCGCCACGAUUUAUCUCUCGAUUCCGGAUAGGAAGUUCGAGGAUCUGCUUCUCCGUAUAACACCUGGCGAAGACGACUUUCUGAAACUGUGGAAUCGGGACAAGAAGCCUUCGAAGGAAACCAGAGAUGCCUUGGCCUAUCUGAUAAAGCCAUCAACAAGGGGCUCUGAAGAUGAAUCAAAGGAUAUCUUUGCUUGGUACGAACUCGAGCUUCGCCGGCACUUCUUGCGGAAUUUCAAAGAAGAACUAUCCGUCGUUAGUUCCGCGUCGUAUCCAGAUAGUCUAUUGAGGCAACGUUUCCCCGAGGUCUUUCAGGGCGUUUCAUCUUCCUUCGACCGCAAUGGCUUGCUAGAGGGAUUCCUUGUGAAAUGCCUUCUAUUAAUUCGCCAGAUCUACUUUUCUCCAUUGGUACAAUACAUGCUUCCCGUCCUGGACAGCGGCGCUCAAGAAAAGGCGUUUGUCAGAUUUCAACGCUCGUUCCACUUAAUGGUUAGAUAUGCCAUUUCAGGACCUUCGUUGUCGGACCUGCUUACACGGAGUCUGACCAAACAUACGCUUAUAAUACUUGGCAUCAGCAACUUGAAAGAAAGGGCGGAUAUGAACGACAGUGCCAGCGUGGACGACAUGGAGGUUGACAGGCAGUACUCAAUGUCGUACCAGGAUUGGCGGGACGCGCCGUCCGCUGAGUUCCAGUCGCAAAUGAUGACGGAAUGUGAGGACGCUCAUGUUACUGACGCCCGGGAGCGCCUGCUGUCACUGCUCAAUGACCUACAGCUUGUCGGCUUAGGAGGUGAAAAGGCUCAGGAAGCAUUUGCCGGAGUUAUGGACACAAUGAUGACGGAAUUCAUUCGGGUUGCCUAUACCUGUCACUGGGAAGGCCCAUCGCUUGUCUCGUCCCACCUGCGGCAAUGGAUAACAGAUGUGUAUGCGCGGCUAGCUAUCCAGGUCCUACCGAUCAUCAACGUACCAGAGUCUGGCAUUCGGGAAAUUGGGCUGCGGGACGUGAACAUCAGUGACAUGGACAAGUGGCAAGAAGUCGGCAUUGCCCGGCUUGGGGCACUGCGGGUCGGAGAGCUGUUUGACGUGAUUGUUGAAUGGCCCGCAAGCAGCGGAGCGAUUGAAGACCUACGGCAUUUCACGACUCACCCUGCGGCUCGAAGUCAUUUGACCCAGUCUUUCGCGGCGGUGCUGAAUCGGCGGCUGUUACAUCCUGGUGCAUCGACUGUGGAAAUUUUGCAGGUAUACAUCUCGAUUAUUCGGGCCCUGAACCUCUUGGACCCAAAAGGUGUUCUCCUGGAUCGAAUUGCGAAGCCCAUUCGUAAAUACCUAAGGGACCGCGACGACACGGUUAACGCCAUUGUUGGCGGCCUACUUGCAGAUCCCGCUGAUGCCGAUGGUCGUGGCGCAUCCAGCAGUGAAACGCUAGUAGAGCUCGCAGCUGAGCUGAGCAAAGCACACCAGACCUCUUUGCGGAAUGAUACCGGGGAGCUGGACUACGACGACAUGAACUGGAUGCCGGAUCCGGUCGAUGCAGCGCCUGACUACCGCAAGUCAAAGAGCUCCGAUGUCAUCGGCAGUCUCAUUAGCAUCUUCGACUCGAAGGAGACUUUCGUGCGUGAGUUACGAGACAUGCUGGCAGACCGGCUCCUUCAGAAACGCGCCGAGUUCGAGCAGGAAAUGUCGGUUCUAGAACUCCUCAAACUCCGCUUCGGCGACAACGCCCUACAAGCAUGCGAGGUCAUGCUGCGCGAUAUUUUUGACUCCCGACGAGUUGACACGGUCGUCCGCAACGACCAAGGCAUGGCAAGCCCUCAAGACAAAGGCGCCGAAAAUGCCCCAGAGCUCCACGCGAAGAUCCUCUCGCACUUCUUCUGGCCCGAGCUCAAGGGUCAGCAAUUCAAGGUCCCCCGCGAAAUCACCGAUCUCCAGCAGCGCUACUCCGAGGGCUUUGAAUCGCUCAAGCAGUCACGCAAACUUACGUGGCUCAACGGUCUGGGUCAAGUUACCGUCGAGCUAGACCUCGAAGACCGCGUCUUCGUCGAAGAAGUCUCCACCUGGCAAGCAACAGUCAUCUACGCAUUCAAUUCGGAUACUCCCACUAACGGACCCGUCACUAAAACCAUCACCGACCUUACCACCCACCUCGAUAUGUCUGCUGCACUUGUCCGCAGCGCAUGCCUGUUCUGGGUGAGUCGUCGCAUCCUAACCGAAGUCCCCGGGCACCGCGAUACAUUCAGCGUUCUCGAAUCCCUACCUACAGCCCGCACCAAGGACAAGGAUGCCGCCACUACAACUGAUCCUGAAACCGCGAGAAUCGAAAACACAACCUCCGACACCACAGCUGACGUCGACGUCAGCGCCGAUGCAGCAGCCAAUGCUGCCGCCGCCGCGGAGGCCGCCGUUGCAAAGGAAUCCGCCGAAGCAGCGGCCAUGGAGAAGAUGAAUCUCUACUGGCAGUUCAUUGUGGGCAUGCUGACAAACCAGGGUGCGAUGCCGCUGCAGCGGAUUGUCAUGAUGCUGAAGAUUGCCGUGCCCGGUGGGUUCCCAUUUAGCAACGAAGAACUGAGGGAGUUUCUAGCUGGCAUGGUCUCCAAGGGUAAAGUUGAGAUUGUUAGUGGAGGAAACUAUAAGAUUGUGCGGUAG
Molecule: messenger RNA, 2805 nt
Organism: Aspergillus mulundensis
Lineage: Eukaryota; Fungi; Ascomycota; Eurotiomycetes; Eurotiales; Aspergillaceae
Product: anaphase promoting complex subunit 2
Exons: 1
Coding region: 1-2805 (934 amino acids)
Biological process (GO): ubiquitin-dependent protein catabolic process
Cellular component (GO): anaphase-promoting complex
Molecular function (GO): ubiquitin protein ligase binding
Source: RefSeq, a predicted model, not a curated record